GGGUCACACUAGGACCGUGGCUGAGACACUCCGGCUUAGUUCUGGCAGGCGGAGCGGACUGGGCUGGGAACGGGGCCCUGUGGGCGUAAGCGAGGUUAUCCUACGCGAGUGGCGUAAAGCGGGUUUGUAAAUGCCUCCUGCCUUGCUCGGCCCGACCGCCUCCAGGAAGUCUUCUCUAGGUCAGUAUAUGUUUUAUGCCCUAUUCUUUUAUCACACACAAAAAGAGAAGAAAUACUGCAGUGAAUGAAGAUUCUGCUGCAUUUUAGCACUGCUUUUCCUGCUGUCGUUGGCCUUUGAAUGAGGAUGACAAUGGAAGAGAUGAAGAAUGAAGCUGAGACCACUUCCAUGGUUUCUAUGCCCCUGUAUGCAGUCAUGUAUCCGGUGUUUAAUGAGCUAGAACGAGUAAAUCUAUCUGCAGCUCAGACACUGAGAGCAGCUUUCAUUAAGGCUGAAAAAGAAAAUCCAGGACUCACACAAGACAUCAUUAUGAAAAUUUUAGAGAAAAAAAGUGUAGAAGUUAACUUCACAGAGUCCCUUCUUCGAAUGGCUGCUGAUGAUGUAGAAGAGUAUAUGAUUGAACGACCAGAGCCAGAAUUCCAGGACCUGAAUGAAAAGGCACGAGCACUUAAACAAAUCCUCAGUAAGAUCCCCGAUGAGAUCAAUGACAGAGUGAGGUUUCUGCAGACAAUCAAGGAUAUAGCUAGUGCAAUAAAAGAACUUCUUGAUACAGUGAAUAAUGUCUUCAAGAAAUAUCAAUACCAGAACCGCAGGGCACUUGAACACCAAAAGAAAGAAUUUGUAAAAUAUUCCAAAAGUUUCAGUGAUACUCUUAAAACCUAUUUUAAAGAUGGCAAGGCAAUAAAUGUGUUCAUAAGUGCCAACCGACUAAUUCAUCAAACCAACUUGAUACUUCAGACCUUCAAAACUGUGGCCUGAAAGUUGUAUAUGUUGAGAGAUGUACUUCUCAGUGGCAGUAUUGAACUGCCUUUAUCUGUAAAUUUUAAAGUUUGACUGUAUAAAUUAUCAGUCCCUCCUGAAGGGAUCUAAUCCAGGAUGUUGAAUGGGAUUAUUGCCAUCUUACACCAUAUUUUUGUAAAAUGUAGCUUAAUCAUAAUCUCACACUGAAGAUUUUGCAUCACUUUUGCUAUUAUCAUUCUUUUAAGAAUUAUAAGCCAAAAGAAUUUACGCCUUAAUGUGUCAUUAUAUAACAUUCCUUAAAAGAAUUGUAAAUAUUGGUGUUUGUUUCUGACAUUUUAACUUGAAAGCGAUAUGCUGCAAGAUAAUGUAUUUAACAAUAUUUGGUGGCAAAUAUUCAAUAAAUAGUUUACAUCUGUUAAA
This is a messenger RNA of Phyllostomus hastatus (greater spear-nosed bat), 1338 nucleotides long. RefSeq names its product programmed cell death 10 (gene PDCD10). The coding region runs from base 298 to 936 and encodes 212 amino acids. Gene Ontology annotation, biological process: regulation of Golgi organization; positive regulation of MAP kinase activity. The record is from RefSeq and is a predicted model, not a curated record. Lineage: Eukaryota; Metazoa; Chordata; Mammalia; Chiroptera; Phyllostomidae. Gene Ontology annotation, molecular function: protein kinase binding. Gene Ontology annotation, cellular component: FAR/SIP/STRIPAK complex; Golgi apparatus. The transcript has 8 exons.